GAAGCCCCUUUGACACUUUGACAGCAAGGGAUCGGGUGAGAGACUCAUACGUUGACUAGAGAGCUAGGCACAUGGAUGUCCACACGGGUGUGAGCACUCCGGCCUGCAGUACAUAUAUGUUCGUUGCUCACAGCCUCAACCCACAGUUCUAGUACCGAUCCACAGGAAGCUACUCUUAAGCCUUAACCCAUGGAGAGAUCAUCUUCCCCUUCAAAGGUUCUCCUCGUCUUCCUCCUGCAGUUCCUCCUGCUCUCUGAACCUCUGGAAGCAAGGAUACUAGGUGAUGCAUACGACCACAAGAACCUGCUCGCGUCGGGUGUCGAUGGAGAUGCCGCACUGCUGCCCGCAUCACACCUGAACCUCGCCGAUGUUGCAGGGGACAGGCGUCCCAAGUAUACGCCGCCUUCUCCGGUGCGACCUCCGUCGCCGCACCAUCUCCACGGAGAUGGCGCGCAUGAGCAGCAAAGGUCUCCGCCGGCGUCGUCCUCGACUGAACCUGCACCACUGCGUGAUUACAGUCGCCAGCAGGCUGAAGCUGCAGGGCACCCACCCAUGAUGGAUGUAUCGCGCGCGUUUCUCCAAACGAUCAUGGGAUAUGUGACGAAAAUGUAAACCACGCCCGCAUAUGGCCCUUUUUUUCCGUGAAUCUCGUAGAAAUUGAAUCGUUUUGUGUGAACUAGUAGUUGGGGCACGCCCGUGGCGCGCCGCUUGAGGGGCAUCUGGGCGGUGCAAGGUAGAUAUACAUGCAAUUCUUGAUGGAACUUGUUAUAUUGGAACA
Messenger RNA from Triticum aestivum (bread wheat), 778 nucleotides. RefSeq lists its product as uncharacterized. The record is from RefSeq and is a predicted model, not a curated record. NCBI's taxonomy places the organism in Eukaryota, Viridiplantae, Streptophyta, Magnoliopsida, Poales, Poaceae. The transcript has 2 exons. The coding region runs from base 190 to 612 and encodes 140 amino acids.